Molecule: messenger RNA, 264 nt
Organism: Paramuricea clavata
Lineage: Eukaryota; Metazoa; Cnidaria; Anthozoa; Malacalcyonacea; Plexauridae
Source: the annotation of a GenBank genome assembly
AUGGAACAUUUAGUGAAUGAGACAAGGUCAUUUGAACAGUCUGCUUUAGACGCAUAUAAAGUUACUCAAGAUUCCAGUCCUGAAGUAGAAUUAGUUCAUAGUAAUAGUGUAGGUAAUGAAUGCGAAGGAAGACAGUGGCAGAGAGAACAGGAAGAAAUAGCAUGGCAGAGAGAAAGACAGAAGCGUGAGUGGGAAUGUGAAGAGAGAGGGUUCAAAUUAAAUCAACAAGAGAUAGAAUUACAAAAAUUACAGCUAGAAAGCUAG